This is a messenger RNA of Acipenser ruthenus (sterlet), 1897 nucleotides long. RefSeq names its product CUE domain containing 2 (gene cuedc2). Bases 305 to 1144 code for a protein of 279 amino acids. The record is from RefSeq and is a predicted model, not a curated record. NCBI's taxonomy places the organism in Eukaryota, Metazoa, Chordata, Actinopteri, Acipenseriformes, Acipenseridae. Gene Ontology annotation, molecular function: ubiquitin binding. The transcript has 9 exons.
GGAAAUACAAUAAGAGUACAGUGAACCUUUACCAAGUAGGUUACUUAUUUUAAACAUGAGGAGGCGCCAAUUCUCUUCUCUUCUCGUUGUCUGUGUGGAAUAUAUUUGGGAAGUGACGUCAGACGUUUUAAACCCGGGCCGGGCGACGGCGGGCUGCUGUUGAGAUGUAAACAGUCCAGAUAGUGCAAGAGAGAUACAUUCUUUUGUCUAGAGAAAGGAUUGUUGUGUAAUUGAUUUUACGUUUUUGUGUUAUUGUUUUUAUUUUCUUAAUUUUAAAACGUUUUUGGAAAUAAAAGGGCAUACAAUGGAACUAAACAAAAUAAUCCAAGAGGCACUGUAUGAGUUCAUCCAACCCCAUAUCCCAGAUGCUGAUAUUAGUACACUAGAUGAAGUGGUACUGUCAUACAUCACUGGUGUUUUGGAGGACCUUGGAUCUCAGGACUGUGUGGAGGAAAACUUUGAUGUUGAGAUGUUUGUAGAAAUGCUGGAGGCUUAUGUACCUGGAUUUGCUGGAAUUGACAAUGUCAAAGUAUGUGAGAUGAUGUUUAAUCUAGCAGUGGCACUAACUAAAGCCCGGAACAAAGAACAUGUCACCCCAAAGACACCUGCUGAAGUUUCAUCAGCUAACAAAUGUGAUUCCAGUACAGAUUGGUCCUUUAUAAAUGAAAAGCACUACUCUUCAGCACAGCCAGAGGGAGCUACAGCAAAGGAAGUUUCCAAUGAGGAGGACAAGCAGGUGCAGCUUCUUCUGGAAAUGUUCCCCACAUGCAGUAUAACAGAUGCCAGAAGUGCUCUCUCCAUAUCCAAAUGGGACAUUCAAGAAGCUGUCCAGCUUAUAAUUGAGGGAGAUAUGGAGUUGAACCAAAGCCUCCCACCUAAGAAAAACAGUUUGAAGACAACUCCUGAUGAGAAGCUGAAAGCAAGCAUUCUUGAGAAGUACAUGUUAGUGGACAACAAAGAAGAUAAGACAAUUCACAGGCCAGUUAACCCCAAGGAGGCUCCGAAAAAGCUUGUUCGUUAUAUCGAAAAUCAAGUGGUGAGCACUAAGGGCGAGCGCUAUAAGCAGGUCAAGAAAGAAGAAUGUGAGGAAAUGAAGAAAACCUACGUCAAUCUGAAACCUGCUAGAAAGUACAGAUUUCAUUGACCCUUCCUGAAGGUGAGGACGUUUUGUUCACACAAUGUGUCUCAUAUGAAUGAGCCUCCCCUUGUGUGAGCACAGCUGAAAGUGAGCCGUAUCCUGUUUUACAACUAGACACCAGGGUGGGUAUUUUACAUAUCUGUAUAGACAGUAGCAUUGUGUUUGAUCUCUGCUUUUACAUUCAUGUACUAGCUAAAGCUUCAGCAAGCCCUACAUGUAUAGGAUUGACAUAGAUUUAGGUUACCUUUUAGAUAAUGCACUGAGAAUUCUGUCUGAAAAUCAUUAUUAUUAUUUCUUGUUUUAUUUAUUUAAAUUCUGUAUUUUUGUUCUAGUUUAAAUAACAUUUGUGGGGCUUGUAAUGGUUUACAAAAUGUAACCCCUUUAGAGAAGUGUAUGAACAAUGUUUAACUAUAGCAGUUUAUGUACAUUGUUGCUUCAGAUUAACCCUGUCUUUUGACUGGCUUUGUAGCUCAAUGCUUGUGAUCUGGAAUGGCACCUAGUGGGCAUUAUAUGGGUUUUAACCAUCUUGUUUACCAAAAAAAUACUUGUAACCUUAUGCUAUUGCUGCUGUUGUCUUUUUAAGUGUAAUGUGAUGCACUGAAUAUUAUUUACCAGUAAAAUGUUUAUUUUAUAGAUACUGAUCGGCAUGCAAGUAGCUGUUGUAAUUCACAGCUGCCUUUUGUAAAUAUUCUAUUUCUAGUCAGUUUCAUCUUACUUUUUUUGACAAAACAAUAACAAUAAAUGAUAAAACAUUCAGAA